Messenger RNA from Synchiropus splendidus (mandarinfish), 1513 nucleotides. It is a transcript of the gene mlx, whose product is annotated as MAX dimerization protein MLX. Bases 61 to 801 code for a protein of 246 amino acids. Lineage: Eukaryota; Metazoa; Chordata; Actinopteri; Syngnathiformes; Callionymidae. Gene Ontology annotation, molecular function: RNA polymerase II cis-regulatory region sequence-specific DNA binding; protein dimerization activity; DNA-binding transcription factor activity, RNA polymerase II-specific. Gene Ontology annotation, biological process: regulation of transcription by RNA polymerase II. The transcript has 8 exons. The record is from RefSeq and is a predicted model, not a curated record. Gene Ontology annotation, cellular component: nucleus.
UAGAAUGUUCCGGGUGACACUUGAACUCACCACGGACAGUGGUUCUUUUCGCAUUCCAAAAUGACUGACCCGACCAGGUCUCCGGACGAGCACUGGAAACACACUGACGGGGCUUUCAGCGACGGUGGAUUCGACCCCAGUUUCUUCGCAGAAUCUGGCAAGAAGGGCUCAGUGGUGUCCAGAGCGAACAGCAUUGGCUCCACCAGUGCAUCUUCAGUUCCCAACACAGAUGAUGAGGACAGUGACUGCAGACAUGACACAUCGUUUAAGGACUCGUAUAAAGACAGACGGAGACAAGCGCACACGCAAGCUGAGCAGAAGAGGAGGGAUGCUAUCAAGAAAGGCUACGAUGACCUGAUGACCAUCGUGCCAACGUGUCACCAGCAGUCUGAGUUCGGUGUGGGAGCUCAGAAGAUCAGCAAGGCCACCGUGCUGCAGAAAGCCAUCGACUAUAUUCAUUUUCUUCACAAAGAAAAGAAGAAGCAAGAAGAAGAAGUUUCUGUCUUGAGAAAAGAGGUGACGGCCCUGAAGAUUAUGAAAACUAAUUACGAGCACAUCGUGAAGGCCCACCAGAACAACCCGCAACAGGGGGAGGAUCAGGUGUCGGACCAGGUCAAGUUCAACAUCUUUCAGAGCAUCAUGGACUCGCUGUUCCAGUCGUUCACCACCUCGGUGUCGGUCAACAGCUUCCAAGAGCUGUCGGCCUGCGUCAUCAGCUGGAUCGAGGAGCACUGCAAGCCUCAGACGCUGAGAGAGUUCGUGGUCGGAGUCCUUCACCAAAUCAACGGCCGGCUAUAUUGACGAGUGCUGGAGCUCCGGGAUGCCGAUCUCAUCUCAGGAACGCCCGCUCCUGCGACUGCAAUACCUCAAAACACCACCGCUGCUUUACCGUGCGACCGUCUGGUGGCAGGGUCAGACUCUUCAGUUGAGCAGACGACCUCUGCCUCAGUCCUCUUUCAGCUUCAACUGUCUUUCACUGUGAUAGUGUGAGGUCCGCUGAUUUUACAAAAGUACACACACUAACAGGCUUCAACUCAACACUUUAAUAUCUCUGUGAACUCACACACUGCACAAGCACCAGCUGAAGAGAUUUCCGAAACACUGCUCUGGAUUUCACACAACCUUAGUCAGGAUCAGCGAGUUCAACCAAAAUUGUUUUACUGUGUUUAUGUAAAUUAUAACGUGUUGAUUCUUUUGAAUUGUUGGUUUUUCAACAGCAAUCAGAUCCAAAUACACAAGGACACACAUGUGGUGUGUCUUCGUAUGCCGCACAACAGGUGACUGCUUAAACAACACCAGUUUCUUACACGUAUUUAACUCUCAUAAACACCAAGAAAAGAGGUUUAACAUAUAGUUAUUUCAGCCUCAGGGGUGUUUUUAACGUUGAAAGGGAAGAUAAACAUUGUACCAGAACAUACCGCAACAAUCAACAACUCAUGUAAAUACAAAUAUAUUUUAACUUGCUAUAAAUAAAACCUGUCUUUCACUUGUCUGGAAUCACAACACCGUGGUC